AUAAUUGGGUCAGAAAAAAUGCGCUGAUUUACGUUUCCUAUAUAAACUGAGUAAACUUUGACGCCGAGUCAUUACCGUUAUAUCAAUUGAAAUGUCAAGAUCACAUUUCAUACCGUUUGUCCUAUUAUUAAUGUUCACUGAACAUGACGCGGCGAGAAUUCUGGCAAUAUUCCCCACUCCAUCGAUCAGCCAUCAAGUUGUAUUCAGACCACUAACACAGGAGCUGGCUCGACGCGGCCAUGAAGUUACCGUCAUCACGCCUGAUCCAGUGUUCACGAAAGAAAAUUCUCCAGCAAAUUUGACGGAAAUAGACCUUCACGAUAUUUCUUAUAAAGUCUGGAGGGAAAAAUUAGUGAGUGAUGACACAAGUUUUGGAGAAAAGGAUGGUUUAUACAAACAGGUUAAGGUUGUAGGAAGUUUGCUGGGAGAAGUUUCGGAAAUUCAGUGGAAAACUCAGGAAGUCCAGAAAAUACUUAAAAAGGAAAAAGACGCAUACGAUUUGUUAAUAAUAGAAGAAUGUGUGGAACCUUAUUUAGUUUUUUCUCAUUUAUUCAAAGCACCAGUGAUUGCUAUUAGUUCUAUGGGUAUGAUGAUGAAUGCUCCUCAAAUUUUUGGAGUACCAGGACAUAUUUUCUUAUAUCCAACAAUGGUAAAUCAAAGAGUAUAUAAUUUAACGUUCUGGGAAAAACUUGAAGAAUUGUAUAAAAAUUAUAAGUUAACGAGCGAUUGGAAAGAUUUGCAAUUUGAGCAAUUAAAAAGAUUUAAGGAUGUCCUAGGAUUUGAAAUGCCGCAUUAUAGUGAACUGUAUAAAAAUAUUGAUAUGUUGUUUUUGAAUAUACAUCCUCUGUGGACUAAUAAUCAACCGUUACCUCCCAAUAUCAUUUCUAUUUGGGGUAUUUAUAAGAAACCAGAAAGGGCACUUCCACAAGAUUUACAAUCAUAUUUAGAUUCAUCAAAGAACGGAGUUAUAUAUUUAAGUUUCGGAAGUAAUGUCCCUUCCUCGAUGUUACCACAAGAAACAAUUCAAAUAUUUAUCAAGGUGUUUUCGAAGUUACCUUACGAUGUGUUAUGGAAAUGGGAGAAAGAUGAAUUACCUGGGAAAUCGGACAACAUUCGAAUAUCUAAAUGGUUGCCACAAUCGGAUUUAUUGAGACAUCCAAAGAUAAAAUUGUUCAUAACACAAGGAGGUCUGCAAUCUACGGACGAAGCUAUAAACGCGGGAGUACCGCUUGUUGGUAUACCGAUGCUUGGAGACCAAUGGUAUAAUGUAGAUUAUUAUAUGUACCAUAGAAUUGGAGUUAGACUAGACUUUGACGCACUAUCUGAGAACGCACUUGAUAAAGCAAUCAAAACUGUCAUAAAUGAUAAAAGGUAA
Messenger RNA from Zerene cesonia (dogface butterfly), 1375 nucleotides. Its product is annotated as UDP-glycosyltransferase UGT5-like. The record is from RefSeq and is a predicted model, not a curated record. Bases 92 to 1375 code for a protein of 427 amino acids. The transcript is spliced from 3 exons. Lineage: Eukaryota; Metazoa; Arthropoda; Insecta; Lepidoptera; Pieridae. Gene Ontology annotation, molecular function: UDP-glycosyltransferase activity.